Messenger RNA from Grammomys surdaster, 3135 nucleotides. It is a transcript of the gene Dclre1b, whose product is annotated as DNA cross-link repair 1B. The coding region runs from base 290 to 1924 and encodes 544 amino acids. Gene Ontology annotation, biological process: interstrand cross-link repair; double-strand break repair via nonhomologous end joining; protection from non-homologous end joining at telomere. Gene Ontology annotation, molecular function: 5'-3' DNA exonuclease activity; damaged DNA binding. The record is from RefSeq and is a predicted model, not a curated record. NCBI's taxonomy places the organism in Eukaryota, Metazoa, Chordata, Mammalia, Rodentia, Muridae. The transcript is spliced from 4 exons.
CCGCCGCGCGCGCUUUGACAAAGUGCGAAGUGGGCCUGAGCUCCCGCGCGGGGGUGUGAGUGAUGUUCUCCGGGCUUCUUCCGCGUUUGGCGCUUUCACCCUGGCCGUCCCUAGCGCGGCCACCUUCUUUUUCCUCACUCUGUCUACUUCCAUUUCUGGGAUGGUUUUCCUUUAGGGCUUCUGGACUUGUUCUUGAGUCCACAUGUCUUCGGGACGCUGUGGUGGAAGCCUCACUCAGGAGAGCGGUUGCCGCGAAGAUACCACUGGGUGACUCCUCAACUCUGCCACCAUGAACGGGGUCGUAAUCCCCCAAACGCCCAUUGCUGUGGACUUUUGGAGCCUGCGCCGUGCUGGUACAGCGCGGCUCUUCUUCUUAUCCCACAUGCACUGUGACCACACGGUGGGCCUGUCUAGCACUUGGGCACGGCCCCUCUACUGCUCUCCCAUCACUGCCCACCUCUUGCAUCGUCGCCUGCAGGUAUCUAAGCAGUGGAUCCGAGCCCUGGAGAUUGGUGAGAGCCAUGUAUUACCUCUAGAUGAAAUUGGGCAAGAAACCAUGACUGUAACCCUCAUAGAUGCCAAUCACUGUCCUGGUUCUGUCAUGUUUCUCUUUGAAGGAUACUUUGGAACAAUUCUCUACACAGGCGAUUUUCGAUAUACACCAUCCAUGCUGAAGGAGCCUGCUCUGAUCCUGGGGAAACAGAUUCAUACUUUAUAUCUAGACAACACUAAUUGCAAUCCAGCCCUGGUUCUUCCUUCCCGACAAGAAGCUACUCAGCAGAUUGUCCAGCUAAUUCGACAGUUCCCACAGCACAACAUAAAGAUUGGACUCUAUAGUCUAGGAAAAGAAUCACUGCUGGAGCAACUAGCCCUUGAGUUUCGGACCUGGGUGGUAUUGAGUCCUCAACGCCUGGAGUUGGUACAGUUGCUGGGCCUGGCAGACGUGUUCACAGUUGAGGAAAAAGCGGGGCGCAUCCAUGCUGUGGACCAUAUGGAGAUCUGCCAUUCUGCCAUGCUUCGGUGGAACCAGAUUCAUCCUACCAUUGCUAUUUUCCCCACAAGCCGGAAAAUACGCAGCCCUCACCCCAGCAUCUACACCAUCCCUUACACUGACCAUUCAUCCUACUCUGAGCUUCGUGCUUUUGUUGCAGCCCUGAGGCCUUGUCAGGUGGUGCCUAUAGUCCAUCAAAAGCCUUGUGGAGAGUUCUUUCAGGACAGUUUGAGUCCUAGGCUCUCUGUGCCUCUGAUUCCAUACUCUGUGCAGCAGUACAUGAGUUCCUCCUCUAGGAAAACAAAUGUGCUUUGGCAGUUAGAAAGGAGGCUAAAGAGGCCAAGAACCCAGGGUGUUGUAUUUGAAUCCCCUGAGGAGAGAGCUAAUCAGGUCAAAGUUGACAGAGACUCAAAGAAACAAAAAAAAGAAAACCACUCUCCCUGGGCUGGGGACCUUGAGAGGUUUUGCCCACAUCCUUUGCAGGCCAGGAAGCAGUUGUUUCCAGACGUCUGCAGGAAAGAAUGUGAUGAGCCAGUCCUCUUUUGUGACUCCAACAAGAUGGCGACUGUGUUGACUGCUCCAUUGGAAUUUUCAGUACAAUUACAGCCUGUAGAUGAGUUUCUCUUUCCAGAAACCAGGGAGGAAAUUGGCUUGGGGGCCCCAUUGCUGUCAAGGGGAGGCAGUGGCUCACCAAGAGGUAACCAAAGCAACCCCAUAGGCAGUGAUUCUCCCCCAUCUCCUGUUAGCAGAGCUACUCAUCUAACUCCUGAGUCCAGGGGCCUGGCACUAAAAUACCUUCUUACUCCAGUGGAUUUCCUCCAAGCAGGGUUCUCUUCCAGGAACUUCGACAAGCAAGUGGAAAAACACCAGAGAGUACAGUGUAACCAUCCUGCAGUUCUGAACACAGUGGAUGAUGCAGAGAGUACAGUGUAACAAUCUGCAGUUUUAAACACAGUGGGUGAUCACUAGUGGGAAGAAUUGGCUUGGUGUCUAACUUUACAGAAUCCAGUGGCUCACCCUAAGUAGCUCUUCUGAAGCUCUUUAUGAAGUCCUGGUGCCUAUGAAACCCUUAGUUUUAUAUAUUAUUUUAAUUUUAUUAUAUGUAAGAAACAGUUAUUAUAUAAUAAUUUUAUAAACUAUUCAGUGUUCAUAAGCACAUUAAAAGUUCUUGAAGUUCCUUAGCAAUUUAAUUUGUUCCACUUGGUUUAGCCCAGUUUUUCUCAAGCCUUUAUCAACAUGAAGUUCGUUUGUUUUGUGUUUUGUUUUGUUUGAGUCAAAAAAAAUAGAGUCAGACUCAAAAAGAACCAGGCUUGUCCCAUUAUUAUUUCAUUUGUCUGUGUCCCCCAUCCUCAAGUCCCCAUCAUUCUCUUCCCAGAUAAACGUCUGUAGGUUAUUUGUUUUCAGAUUGUAAUUCAUGGUGUUGGAGGAUAAAAUGGGAGUUUGGAGCAGCAUGUUCUAACCCUGACUGUCACCGACUUGCUGUGACAUGACCCUAACCAAGUAACUUCCUGUCUCUGCCUCUUGGAGAGAACAGGAAACUAUGAAGAAGCAUUGAAACAGUGUUAGGAAAAUAAUACCUUCCUCUUUCAUGAAGGGGUUUAGUAACUGUCAUGGGACAUCCAUCUGGAACGUAGCCAUUUGGAGGUUAGGCACCACACACCAAGGUAGUGCAUGGAAUAAGCUGAACAUAAAGGUUUAGAAUAUGAGAGAACUACUGGAUGCUUGGAGACACUACUUUGUUAAAGCUACAGAAGAUCAAAUGUGCUGCCAGAUAUUCUCUGAUUGUUCACAUAGCUGGGAUUUUCCCCCCACCCCCACAAGUUUGAAUUAAGGAGCCAGAGCACAGAGCUUGUUUGUUUUAGUAUCCAGGGGAGAGACCAAGGAGCCAGCUGGCUGGAACGGGUCAGAGUGUGCAGUUCUACCCUGCCCUGCUCAUAACCUGAUGAAGUGCCAAGCCAAUAAGCAAGACAGCUGAUAGCACAGCCAUGAGGAAAUGCGCUCUGGGAGGGGGCAAGCGAGGAGCAGCCUCUGCCUGGGACCCCGAGCCUUAGCAAUAAAGAAAGCCUUGAGAAGGAGGGAGGAGCUUUGCUACUUUGGGAGGGAGAAGUGAUGUUUAGUGAACGAAAUAAAAGUUUGCUCUUGGA